AUGAGGGUCGCCUGGAAUGGCUUUCUCACGCUGGUAGCCCUUGGCACGUGCUCUGCGUCGUGUGAACUUGGCUUCAACGCCCCGACGAGCAUCCUUGGAGCUCGGAGCGGACGGCCCACUCACUUGCUUGUAGAUCGAGCCAGCCCAUGUACAGCACAAUGGAGGAAACGAUCCACCAGCCUGAAGGCCGUCGCCAACGAUGCUCCACAGUACUUCAAGGACCUUGCCUCUGCUCUCUUUGAUGUGGCUGCUGCCCCUGUUUCCUCCCCAGCUGUGACGCAGAGCGUCAAAGCUGUGGCGUCUCCUGCUGCUGUGGAGGUGGGGAAUGUGGCUGGAGCCUUGCAGAAGGCUGUGGGCAGCAGCGGAGCUCAGAAUAUCAACGUGGGAUCUUCGGUGCAGACUCUGCAGUCUCUAGAGCAGCUGCUUCCCAAAGGGGUGAACCCUGUGAUGGUGGAGGUCGCGGCAGCGUCUAUUGGUCUGAUCUUCCUCGUGGCCAUGCUUGUCAACCAGCAAGGAGACUCGCUGCAAGCUGCUGCGUCGGUGACUCUGACGCCAGAGAAGAUACCGGAGACGACAGAACCCAUCAAGUAUGACUACAGCAAGGUGGUUGAGGAACAAGAGCGACUGGACGAGAUCUCCUCUAGCGCCAAGUCGAGACUCUCUGAGAUGAUGGUCAAGAGGCUGGAGAAGCUCAGUGCUCUGUCCUACGACACGAAGCCGAUGGAUGCUGGCGAGGAGGGCAAGGAGGGCAAGGAGGUCUCCUUGGCAAAGAAGAACGCUCUGGAGGCCAACCGGAAGCAGUGGGGCAUUGGAGAGGAGAACGCUGCCAAGGGGAAGAGGGAGCCAAGCUUGGCGAAGUUGAAUGCUGUAGAAAGGAACAGGGAGCAGUGGGGCAUUGGGAAGGAAGCGUCCGUCUCUGAAGUCCAGAAGAAAAACGAGGAGGUCAAGCCGAUGGUUCGCAUGCAGCCCUGCAUGGCUAAGGCGAAUGCGGUAGAGCAGAAUCGGAAGCAGUGGGGCAUUGGGAAGGAGGAGGAGGAAGGAGCUCCUGCUAAGGCAGAGAAGUCGACCGUUGUUAACCUUGCUAAGCUGAACGCAGUGGAGCAGAACAAGCAGCAGUGGGGCAUCGGAGCUGAGACGAAGGAGGAGAGGAAAGACGAGGCACCUGUGCCCAAGGUGACGGAGGCAACGAAAGUAGAGGAGAAGCCCAAAAAAGCUCCGAUGGAACCUUGCAUGGCGAAGUUGAACGCGCUGGAGAGGAAUAAAAUGCAGUGGGGCAUCGGAGCCAAGGAGGAGGAUCCGAAGAAGGCAGAGAGUAGCAGCGAGCCGGCUCGAAGCUCCUCUAUGGAGCCUUGCUUGGCCAAGUUGAAUGCCGUUGAGAGAAACCGCGAACAGUGGGGAAUCGGAGCAGAGGGAGAGGUUGCAGAGGAGGAGAAGCUCAUGGGAUGGGAGGCUUCUCGUGCGAUCACCAAGACUGAAGUGUUUGCCAUCGUCAGGCAGAGCAAGGGAGCAGCUGGGGUAGAGCUGAAGUUGUGGUUGAGCACGAGAGGAUACAGCGGAAAGAGGCUCCAGGAUGUGGUGGAGAAGGUAGAGGAGGCGAGGAGCGGGAAGCUCAAGAUGGAUCCAUGGGAUGAAAAGCUGGAGAGGUCGAUCGAGUUGCAGAAGAGCGCGAAGGAGGCCAAGGCAGAAGGAGAGAAGCUGAUGAAACAGAGCAUGGAGCUGGAAGCUCAGGCAAGCGACGCUCUAGAGCAGAGGAUCAACGAGCUGCGGGAGAACGUGAAGAAGAGGCCAGGCUUCUGGGGACUCGGGAUGGCCCAGCGGGAGCUCAACAGAGUCGAGCAGGAGAUGCAGAGGACUAUCGCUACUGUCCGUGAGAUCGCGCAGACGCAGGGAGAGGAAGCAGCCCUGCAGGCGCUGAUCGACGGUUACGAGCAAGUCGGCUUGAAGGACAAGGUCGUGCUUUUGACCUCGGCGAAGGAAUGCAAGAAAGAUGCAGAUUCCGCUCUCGCUCGCUCCCGCUCCCUGAGCAAGGAGGCGGAUGAGCUGCUUGUCCAGGCCAACAUGGAGAGGAGGAGGAGCGAGGAGGAGGCCAUGGGCGGGAAGCUAGAGGAGGCGGAGCGAGCGAUCAGCGAGGCCGAGGAGGCCCUGACAAGAGGAGAGAAGCAGGAGGCCCUUUCUAUCCUCCAGCGUGAAAGUUCUGCGCUGCUGUCCCUUGGGCUGCAGGCGGACCCUCGCGCCAGUCUGUCCUCCCUCCCUGGAAGGCUGAACGCCAUCGUCCGCGCGUCUACCCGCACUGUCGUUGCGUCCUCCUCAACCUCCUCAGCUCUGGCAGAUGGGGAGGAAGGAGCCUCGGGAGCAAUCGCAGCAUUCUCGCUCCUCGCCAUGCUGGCGGGAGGAGUUGGAUACUGGGUCUCCAUCCACCCUGAAGCCUUGAAGACCAUCGCUCAGAUGUCUGCUCAUUAG
This is a messenger RNA of Guillardia theta CCMP2712, 2460 nucleotides long. RefSeq lists its product as hypothetical. The transcript has 6 exons. The record is from RefSeq and is a predicted model, not a curated record. Lineage: Eukaryota; Cryptophyceae; Pyrenomonadales; Geminigeraceae. The coding region runs from base 1 to 2460 and encodes 819 amino acids.